CCAGUAUUUGAAGAGUUUCUCUGCAGACGGAGCAGCAGGAAGUGAAGCUCGCUGCGUCUCUCCACUCAUCAAUGCAGCUUUCAUUCUCCCUCAGCGGGGCAACAUGGACGCUGUACAAAAGCACCACUGGUACUUCGUGGUACUCCUCUUCCUCCCUUCUCUUAAAGUUGCAGUGGUGCAGACGGAGGGAUCCACGGUGCGUCUGGAGGAGGACAUGGUCCUCUCCUGCCUCUGUCCUUGGAACGGAAACCUCAGCUCGGUUUCCUGGACUAAAGACCCCGACAAGUCCUCCAUCGCCGUGUACCACCCUGAGCACGGAGAGCACAUCCCGAGCCCCUACACGGAGAGGGUGGUGUUCCUGAAGACGACCCACAUGGAUGGAAGUAUCUCCAUGAGGAACGUCACGCACCAGGACAUCGGGACGUACCACUGCUCCGUGCAGACCUUCCCCCGGGGGCCCUGGACCCAGAGCAUCCAGGUGGAGGACUUGGACGAGCCCCCAGAGGACAGCACGGAGGAAGAGGAAGAGGAAGAGGAAGGCUCAGACCCUCCCACCCUCGAUGGGAUCAGGACGGACACAGAACUGGUGGCCGAGCCCGACAGCAACCUGACCAUCAGCUGCAACCACGAGCACAACGGCACCGUGUACCAGGUGGUUCUGGAGAGGGUUCCCCCCGGACCCUCGGGCAUCAUCGGGAUCUGUAAGAAGGUCGAUGGGGGGGGUCUCCUGAAGGAGGGGGAACUCCUGGAGGAGGAUUACAGCGAAAGAGGACAGGUGAGCUGUGAGGACAGUCUGGAUGUAAGCCUGCACCUGACGGGGGUGCAGGCGGAGGACGGGGGUCUCUACCGCUGCACCUUCAGCACCGACGCGGGGGUCAGGACCACCACCGUGCUGCUCACUGUGCCCCCCCAAGGUGGAUUCAGCCUCUCUGUGUACAUGAUGUGUGUUUACGUCGGGGCUGGGACUGCUUUUCUUAUUCUACUCAUCAUCAUCAUCGUACUAGCAGUGAACCGAAGGAAGAAGCACCGCAGGGAGGAGUACCGGGUGAAGCUGCACCCCUCCCAGAGACAGCCUAACAUCUACGAGAACAUCCCUCCGUGUCCCAGGACAGCAAAGAAACCCCGGCAGAUAAAAAACCCCGUUUAUGCCAACAUUAACACUGUAAGAUCACAAAAAAACAAACGCCCGCUGCACAAUAAAUAAAUGACAUGACGUGAAUGUGCAGAUUCUUUUUUGCACACUUUACUGUGUUGUAAAUGUAAUUUCCAAUGAAUAAAAUUGCAUUUUUUUCCCAUAAAUCUACACUCGAUAACUGAAAACACCAAAUCAACAGCAUGUUUUUAGAAAUGUUCCUUAAUUUAUAAUAAUUAAAAGACUAAAGUCUCAUUUAAACUAGUAUCGAGCCCCUGUGCUGUGCAGGUGCAUCCUGUUUGCUUUAAUUAUCGUCUCUCCCUCUCUACAACUUGAUCAGAGUCCACCUGUGGCCCAUUUAAUUGAUUGGGCAAAGUUUAAAAAAGCAUGCACCUGUGAACAGGAAGUCCCCACAAUCCACCUGCAUGUCAAGAUUUAGUUUGGGGGUCUUUGUAUGUGAUAUUAUCCGUAUCCGUAUAGGUUAAAAUGGUCACAUUUAUGACAGAAAAGGGAACAAAUGGUACAAAAAGUGAAACAGUCUGAAUACUUUCUGCAGCCUCUGAGCAAAAACAAACAUUUUGACAGACUCUGAUUGUCUAUUUUGAUUUUAAAUGUUUAAUAAAAUGCAGGGAUUAAUAUUCAGCCUGUGGUUUAACAAGCCGCUGCUCGUGUAACUCUCACAGAGCUGACAGGUUCGUUUGUGUCCAACACCGGCCUGCUUCCACUAAUUAAAUGUAGUACUUCAUAAUUACUGCUGAGGAAAUAUUUGUUUGGGGGGAAACAAUGCUUGGCGUCGUGCAGAGAGAGCAGGCUGUAAUCAUUCUCCUCACUCCCCUAACCCACGAGUUAAACACCUGACAAAAGCCCGUGUAAUUGCUCUCCUUUCACUUCCAUCCCUCCUGGUUUUGCAUUGAAAGCUUCACAAUGCAUCUAAUCAUCUAACGGAGAGGAAGUGACUGUACAUCGCUGGAGAUGUGCGUUUCCCAGAGGGCCUGCAGUGUGUAGUAGGACGCUCUUAUUGUGAAACUCUGAGAUAAUCCUGUGUCUAUCUACUGUGUAUUGAUGAAUGUGUUUUUCAUUGUAAUUAAAAAACAAAGAGUUGUUUUAUGAUAAGCUGUCACUCACAGUCUUCUGUGUGAUUUCCAAGCUGUGUUCUUAUGUGUGUGUGAUUCAUUUAUCUCCAUAGAAGUGGAGGCAGUGGCAGAGGCAGUAAUGGAUAUGCAGACUUUUCUGCUUGAAAACGAGACAAAUGUGGAACAUAAAGGGACAAUUUAGUUUGGAUCACGAGUGUGUGCUGUUCCCCGGGAUCUGUACGAUUCACUGUGAGUGUGUGUGUGUGUGUGUGAAGCGAUACUGAAACUGAUGUGUGUGACUGUACAUGCCUCCCAUGUGAUAUAAAUAAAACAAUGUGUUAGCCUCUA
Trematomus bernacchii (emerald rockcod) is the source of this 2553-nucleotide messenger RNA. It is a transcript of the gene cd226, whose product is annotated as CD226 molecule. Gene Ontology annotation, biological process: positive regulation of natural killer cell mediated cytotoxicity directed against tumor cell target; positive regulation of T cell receptor signaling pathway; positive regulation of type II interferon production. Gene Ontology annotation, cellular component: external side of plasma membrane. The coding region runs from base 104 to 1204 and encodes 366 amino acids. NCBI's taxonomy places the organism in Eukaryota, Metazoa, Chordata, Actinopteri, Perciformes, Nototheniidae. The record is from RefSeq and is a predicted model, not a curated record. The transcript has 6 exons.